AAAAUCGACAAAAGCAUUUUAUUUUUCAUCAAGUUAAACUGCGACUUGCAAGAAAAAAAAGCGAACGAUGUCCGCAACUAAAUAAAUUUCAAAUUUGCUAAAGCAAAAGUUCAUUAUGGAAAAGUUAGAUCAUUUGAUUGUUAAAGCACACUAUGGAAAUGUUGUUAAGCGUUUCAGUAUAUCUUUUCUGUUUACGUAUGUAAAGUUGAUUUGUAUGUUGAAAGAACUUCUUGAAAUUGAUUUUAUCACCAAUUUAAAAUUCAUGGAUGAAGAGAAUGAUUUAAUAACUGUAAGUACAGAAGAAGAAUUUAAAGAAGCUCUAAAAACAGUUUCAAAAACUGAUGGUAUCUUAAAACUCUUUGUUAAUGAUAAUCAACCACAAGUUCACAAUAAAAAAGAUGCUAAUCAAGAUAAAACAAUAAAAGAAUGCAAUUUUGAUUUAAAGCUAAACUUUGAUAGUAAGGGUCUUCAACAUAUGCAAUCAUCUAAGAAUGAGUUUGUAGAGAAUGCCUACAACCAUAUUUCAUUUGCAGAUAAUAAAAAAAGGAGUUCAAGCUCAAAAAAAAAUGAACAAAAGAAAAAGCAUAAAAGUUCAUCUGAUGAUUCAAGCAGAUCUUCUUCAUCACCUUCAUCAUCAUCUUCUGAUGAAAGCUCAUAUUCAAGUGCUCAACAUUUAUCUGUGAAAAAAUGUCUUAAAUCAUUUAAGAAAGAAAUUAACAAUGAAUUUGAAAAAAAACUACAAAAUUUGGAAGAUAAGAUAAAUGCUGUAUCAAAAAAGCUUGAAGUUGUUAUCCAUUCUGUUCCUGGAAGUAAUGUUUUGAAUUUGUCACAAUCUAAAAAAAACUCCCGUGGACGAUAUCUACAUACCAAUGUAACAUGUGAUAACUGUACGGUAGAGAUAUUUGGACCAAGAUACAAAUGUGGGAAUUGCAGUGAUUAUGAUCUUUGUGAAGAAUGCGAAAGUAUAGAGGGUAUACAUUCACCAAGUCAUGUUUUUUUAAAGAUACAUUAUCCCUCAAGUCAUUCUGGAAGAAAAUUUGGUUUGAUGUCUCGUCCUCUAUUGCAAACAAAUAUAUAUGAGGAAAGAGAAAAAGAAAGAGAGAAAGAAGACUUGUUACAACGAAAAUUGUCGUCAGGCUCUGAAGUAAAUGUCAAAGCAUUUGAAGAAAUUGAUAAUCUGAAAUUAAAAAUCAAUGAUGCUGAUGUAUUAAGAGAGAUUUAUGAGAAACAGUUAAAGAAAGAAGUAAAAAAGAGAAAAAAAACAUUAGCCAAAAAGAUACGACAGCAAGCAAAAUUUGCAUACAAGAGCUGUGAUUUAACCAAAAAUGAAUUGCUAUCUGAACAAAAAUUGAAAAAAAAAGAUUUAAAAGAUGUUUCAUUAGUUUCAUCUGGUUUUUGUUUUACUCCUUUAAAAUCAGAAUCAAGCAUAGAUAAAGUCUAUACAAAUCAAUCUAAUGUCUUUGAUGGCGCACCAUCAUUUGAAUCAGUUAAGAAUUCUUUAGAUCGUGCAGAAAGUACACAAUCUGAUAGUGAGAUUGUUGUUGUGAAAACUGGUGCUAACUUUCAAAUGUCAAAUUCUGGCUUAAUGUCUAAACCAGAUUUGGUUGGUUGCACAAAUGAGUGUCUUGAUUCUUUGAAUAAAUAUUCCAGUGAGUAUAGCAUGUCAAACAGUGAGUAUCCAAAUGACUAUUCCAUGACAGAUGAUUUUAUUGUUGUGUCAAAGUUUUUUGAUUUGAAUGUUCCAAUAGAUGGUUAUCAAUACUCAUCUGCAGUAAAUCCUGCUCUAAAUCCUAUAUUUCCUAAAGAAAAAAAAGUUUUUCAAAAUGAAGAUAAAACUGAAGAAAGACUAGAAUAUCCAGAUUUAGGGCAAUCCAAAAGUUUUCAACAGACUUUAAGAAAUCCACCCUCCUCAGAAAAACCUGAUAAUGCAUCAAAUAUUAAUCUAAAUAUUGAUCUUGUAUCCAAUAUUAAUCCAAGUGUUGAUCUUGUAUCCAAUAUCAAUGCAAGUGUUGAUCUUGUAUCUAAUAUCAAUCUAAAUACUUGCAAUGCUCCACCAUCAAUUUCUGAUGUUACUUUACCUGCUCAAAUAGUUGAUAACCCUAUGGAGGACUCUAAUCCAACUGAUCAGGCUCCAGUUGAUCUUGUAGCAAAUGUUCCUUUGAUCUCAAGUCAACCUCCUGACAUAACUAUACCUGGUUCAUCACUUAGUACUGAAAAGUAUUUUGAAACAAGUCCUAUAUGUCAUAAUGCUGUUACAUCACAACCUGAUAACUCACAGUCAUUAACUGCAAUUGUUACUCAACCAUCUGUAGAUUGUAGAAGAAAAAUCAAUCAGUCACCUGUAGAAAAAGAUUCUAUUCGAUUGUUGGACCAAGCUUGUGCAUUCAAUGAAAGCAACAAGUUGUUAUUGGAUUCAGAUCUAUCAGUUUCUAAGGACAACAAAAGUACUUAUGAGAUGAAUUUCACACAUGGAAGCAAUCCGAUAUCUAAAACUGGAUUUUCAGCAACUAAUGUUGUAUUUCCAGACUCAGAACACUCCGUAAAAUACAGUUCUAGUUUUCAAAAUGCAGUUAUUGCACGUGGCCUUCCGAAUCAAAUUAAAUACCCAACAGAAUCUAAUGAAAUGCAACAGCUUCUUAACAUGGGAUUUUUUGACCGCAAAUUGAACCAAACUUUUCUGACAAAACAUGCUAACAACGUUGGAGCUUGCAUUGACGAACUUCUUAAAUAUAAUGAUAAUAAUUGGAAUAAUUUGCGUCAUUAAAUAAAUGAUCAUUAGCUUAAUCCUAUAUUGCAUGAAUUAAAAUAUUUUUGUCUGGAAUUAUAAUAAUCUAAUAUGCUUUUAUUUGAUUAAUAUUUAAAGAAUAUGGGAUUUGUUAAUUUAUAGCAACAUGCAAGGAGAAGGAAAAAUUUAAAUAAUUUUUAUUUUCAUUUGAAGAUGUGUAAAACAGGUUACGUAUUUUCACAAUUGUAGUUUACGCAUUCUCACAAUCGUAGUUUACAUUUUAUCAAUAAACUUUUGGGACAUCAUUUUUACUUUAUUUCACAUUAUUUUCUAAAUAAAUUUUAGGGACGCCAUUGUGUUAAGGGUUUUUACAUUGCUCUUCAUUUUUCCAUUAUUUCACAUUAUUUCACUAAAAGCAGGUAAACGUUCAAUACUGUCGGUUUAUUUAGAAUGCAGGAACAAAUGCAACAAACCUUCUUUUUUUUGAAAAGUAUGUUUUUUUAUUUUUGAUUUAGUCUUGUGACCUCAUUGCUCAACAGCAGAUACUGGGUUUACUAUCUUAUAUCAUGAAAGUAGUGUUACCCGUUUAUUGUCAAACCAUAUGACGGCCUGAACUUCAUUAUUGUUAAAAUUGGUGCUCAAUAAAGAACUUGAUUCUAUAUCUUGUUUUUGCAUAUCUGUUGGUAGUUUUAUAAUUUAUAAUCAGCCUACCAACAUGUACAGGAACAUUCCAACGCAUGUAAUUUAAUAUAAAAACAGUGUUUUGAAUAAUUAUAUCUUCCAUACCAGUUAUUAAAAUAUAGUUUAUGCUAUCAAUAAAGCUGUAUGAUUUAAAUUGUGUCCAUGACCGUCAGUUCUUGAAAAAACAUGAAAUUUGAAUUCCUGUUUUUGGGAUUUUUGAUGGGUUGUACUGUUUCAUUGAUGAAUUAAUUUUUUGUGAAACAAUCUGUUUAUCAAUACAUAAAACAAACGUUUCUUUGUGUUUCAGUUUUAAACAGAAGUGCUUGAACAUUAAUAAUAGGUCGCAUUUCCCAUCAAUUAUCUUUUAUUAUUAUCAAUUAUAUUUUUUGUUUACUAUAUUGUUAUCAUUACAAUUAAAUAACUUGUUUUGUUCAAGUUGGUUGACAGUCGUAAAUUCCUCAGUUUUUUAAAGUAUAAGUCAUUGUUUCAAUUCAUUUUGGUCGAUGGCAUUUGAACAAUGCUCAUACCAUAUAUGUUUUCAAUCAACUGUUCGAUUUCAUAUUUAUCAAAUUAAAGUGAUUUGCUAGAAUUCUAUUGAUCAGCAUAUUUGUUAGAUUUUUUGACAAUUUAUCGCGACAUUUGGUCACUUAAGGAACAUUUUACAUACUAAAUAUAUUCAAAAAUAUGUGCAUCACCGUCUGUUUAAUUUUCAACCUGAUAGUGAGGAUAAUUUUUCUCAUCUUUGUCUGGAUUUUAUACCAGGUAUGACUACUGUUUUUUUAUCUAGACUUAGCUGAUAAUCAAACUUUAAAGAUUUUUAAGUGUUUAAUUAUUAUCAGAUUUAUCCUCUGUAUCAUUUAAAGCUUUUUAUCCUCUGUAUCAUUUAAAGCUUUUUAUCCUCUGUAUCAUUUAAAGCUUUUUAUCCUCUGUAUCAUUUAAAGCUUUUUAUCCUCUGUAUCAUUUAAAGCUUUUUAUCCUCUGUAUCAUUUAAAGCUUUUUAUCCUCUGUAUCAUUUAAAGCUUUUUAUCCUCUGUAUCAUUUAAAGCUUUUUAUCCUCUGUAUCAUUUAAAGCUUUUUAUCCUCUGUAUCACUUAAAGCUUUUUAUCCUCUGUAUCAUUUAAAGCUUUUUAUCCUCUGUAUCAUUUAAAGCUUUUUAUCCUCUGUAUCAGUUGAAGAUUUUUAACCUCAGUAUCAGUUGAAGAUUUUUAUCCUCUGUAUCAGUUGAAGAUUUUUAUCCUCUGCAUCAGUUGAAGCUUUUUAUCAUUUUCAGUAUAUAAAUCAGUACAAUCUGAUGUUUCUGAUUUUAACUUUUCGUUAUGUCUAUACUCUAAUCACUACCAUAUGAAAUUUCUGGAUUCUAGGCUCUAAAUUUUAUAAAAGCGUGAUGAAGGUUUUGACAAGGAUAAGUCUCUAUAAAAGCACAUUUGUCAUCAGUCACAAAUAUAACUUUUCAAAAAACUUUACUAUACAUUUUAAAAAACGCAAAUCAGAAACAUGUUAUUUUGCUUUGAUACAUGAUGUUGCUUGAAAGUAACAAACACAACUUUUUUUUAGAUUUAUACCUUCUUAUUAUUUAUAAAUGAAAUCUAAAUCUUUUUGAAACCUAUUUUUGUUGUGAACAAAUUUCAAAGCAAACUCAAAAUGGUGUGACCGUUACCACUAAAUUGGUAACUACGGUUUCUCAUAAGGAUUUUUUUAUUUUUAUUGUAAAGUAGUCUCAACCAAAACUAAGGUAAUUUACAAAACUACUAAAAUGAUGUUAUGGUUUAUUACCUUUUAGUUGGACUCUGUAUAUGACUCCAUAUACGGUAUGUUAAUUUAAAGAUACAUUUUGCAAUAUAGAGUUAAGUUAUUUCUUUGUUGUGACCUUUUCUUUGUUUUGUUUUUUCAUAUUAACGGUUGUUUGUUUUUUAUAAAGGGAGUUGUAAUAAUAAAGUAAAUUAAAACAGUUAACAAUAAGUUAUACUAACAUAAUUUUUUUUUAUCUUUAUAUAUAAAAAGUCUUUUGAAAAAGUAUAUUAUUUGAUUAAUUAUUACUAAAUAUAUAAUGUAAGUUUUUUGCUGUUUUAGCUUAAGUGAGAAAAUGAUUCAAUGUUUUAUUUUAGUUUUUAAAAAAGUAGUUGAACUUGUUUUAUAUUUUUAGCAUUCAACACUUGCUAAGCCGUAAAUAAUUGUAAUAUUACCGAUAUGAUUUUCUGUUUUGUAAAUAUUGCACACAUUGAUGAUAAACUCUUCUAUAUAUUACCAAUAUGUUGCAAUUGUUUUGAAUUAUGAAGAAAUAAAAUAUUUCAAGUUUUUUUUUUUUUUAAUUUGUGCCACGUUUAAGAAUUUUUUUUUUUAUAGUAAUAUAAAUAAUUUCUUUUUUAAUUGACCUCUUUUUUUUUGUUUUUGUAUCGUAGUUGUACCAUUUAAACUUUUAUUUGCAUAAUUUGAAGCAUUUAGUUUCUGGUA
Molecule: messenger RNA, 5857 nt
Organism: Hydra vulgaris (swiftwater hydra)
Lineage: Eukaryota; Metazoa; Cnidaria; Hydrozoa; Anthoathecata; Hydridae
Product: protein PF3D7_1417600
Biological process (GO): aggrephagy; mitophagy; endosome organization
Cellular component (GO): amphisome; aggresome
Molecular function (GO): protein kinase C binding; zinc ion binding; K63-linked polyubiquitin modification-dependent protein binding
Source: RefSeq, a predicted model, not a curated record